AUUACCGGGUGCGCGUGCGCUCAGCGCGUUUUUACCGCAGUAUCUCUGGAUUAGUGCGCGCGCUGCGGCACUCCGCUCGGUUCUCAAACGGGAAGAGCGAGAAAAAGCGACCGAAAACACGCCCGCUCGCAUCCAUCAGCUCAAGCCGUUUCAUCGCCCUUAUUCCAAGCGGUUAUAAAGGCGGCGCGCACCGGAGACAUGGCCAAAGAGGAAGAGAAGAAGGAAUCCGGGGAAUGGAAGGAAUUCUUCUGGAACCCGCGGACGCACGAGCUGCUGGGUAGAACGGCGAGCAGCUGGGGUCUGAUUCUGUUGUUCUAUCUGAUCUUCUACACAUGUCUGGCUGGCAUGUUCUGUCUCACCAUGUAUGUGAUGCUGCUGACUCUGGAUGAUUAUCAGCCCACUUGGCAGGACCGUCUGGCUACACCAGGCAUGAUGAUUCGGCCAAAAGCCGAUCCUCUAGAAAUCGUUUAUAGUGUGAAGGAAACAGAGAGCUGGGACUCUUACAUUCAGGCUCUGGACAACUUCCUUGCACCCUAUAAUGACUCUACGCAGGUGGCGAAGAACGACGCCUGCGUGCCGGAUCAGUACUUCAUCCAGGAGGACAGCGGAGAGGUGCGCAACAACCCCAAACGCUCCUGCCAGUUCAACCGCACCAUGCUGGGAAGUUGUUCCGGACUCCAAGACCGCACGUACGGAUACCAGGACGGAAAACCAUGCGUGCUCAUCAAACUCAACCGGGUGAUUGGUCUGCACCCAAGUAAUGAUGGAAAGUCGCCGUUCGUCACCUGUACAGCAAAGGCUCAGAAGAUGGCUCAGAAGAAUGACACCUUUGCUGAAAUCGAAUAUUUCCCUCCAAAUGGAACCUUCAACCUCAUGUACUAUCCAUACUAUGGCAAGAAAGCACAGGUGAAUUAUUCUCAGCCCCUGGUGGCUGUGAAGUUCUUGGACCUCUCUUUCAACACGGACUUCAACGUGGAGUGUAAGAUCAACUCUAGCACUCAGUUCAAGAUCAGCGAGAGAGACAAGUUCGCUGGCCGCGUGAUCUUCAAGCUGCGCAUAAACAAAGAGUAGAGCAACCGCACCUGCCACACACACACACACACACACACAGGAGAUUGUAGGAGUCACUCAUAUCUCAAAGUGUUCAAUGUAUUUGUCCGUCCCCAUUCUCCUGUCUACAGGAUGGUUUCUGUGUGUGCGUGUGCGUGUGUGCGUGUCUUUGUAUCUCUGUGUGUUCUGAGUACUCUUGACUGUCGUCAUAUCCAGCUGAUAUCGUUCCAAAGUGAUUCAAGAGAGCAGGAAAACAUCAUCGAGCCUUUCUAGAUCUCUAGACGUAAUCAUCACGAACAAUCCAGUGAAUUCAGAGGGACCACAAUCAUCCAAAACCUGCCAAGAUAUUAUAUUUCAGAUGAAGAAAAUCUGCUUUUGUCCCAAAUAUAGGAAAAUCUAACAUAGGCUUCAGUUUCUGUAUGCAAAAUAUAACUUCUCGCCCUUUUCUCUGGAUAUCGAGCUAAAACGUGACCUGGAUUCACUCGUUUAGUUUAUAUAAUGGCUUCUAUGUGAUUGAGCGUAUAUAAUAAAUCAGGACCGUUCAUAAAAUAAAAUCUGUAGAAAUGCACAUAUAUGAUCAAUUAAAUAAACAGAGCCAUACAAAUCAUUCCUCGAAUCACAUAUCGCUCUCGUUUCAUCCAUUCGUUUAUUUAUUUAUUUAUUUAUGAGAAUUAUGCUACAUUUAUAAUGUUAUUCAUUUAUUUAUUUAUUUAUUUAUGCUCUGAUCUGUGGUUUUUAUUUUUUAUACAUAUACGAUGUUUGUGAAGACACUUUUGUAACACUGUAAUGUUCACGAACGCACACACAAGUUCAACGGAAACGAUUGGCUGACGUUCUGCACAUGCUCAGAUUGCACUCGACGACAGACACAUUAGCCAAUCAGCUUCAAGCUGCGCCAUAUAUCAGUUCGCCAUUAAUUUGCCCAACCGAAAACGUAUUUGCUCCAUUUCGAACGGAACGGCUCGACCCAUCUUUCUAAAUGUGCACACAGCAAUACCUUCUGGUCCGUGAGUGUACUGUUAAUACUUGUAAAUAAUACAGAAUCUGAGGUAGUUAAUGAGAGAGUAGGCUGAAAAAAAGACUAAAAUGACCAGUAAAUUUGCCAAUCCAAUACGUACUAAUGUAGAUGAAUGAACAAAUGUGUUUUCUUCCCAAAAAAGUGUUUUUUAAUUCAUUUGUUGUUGAGCACAUCAUGGGCUAGCGCCCGUUAGCACAACGGAAAUAUGACGCAAACAUUAGCUGCAUACGUUUCUCGAACUUUAGUUCGUUUCUUCUUAGCUUUGGUAGGAAUUUAGAUUUUUAUCAUGUGAUUUGACAUUUGGAUGUUCAAGGGGACAAGUCAGACUCCUGAUUUGUGAGCGGGACAUUAGCGUAGUGCUUAUUAGCGAACCACUAGCCCGCCGUCGUCGGCGCGCGUCGGCGGGCAGCCUGUCUGUGUUUUCUUUUCUUUUGUGUUUCUCACAUUCCUUUAUUUCGCCCCCAGUAGUGAAUGUGCUGUGUUUCAAUUGGGUUACUGCCACAGUGUUGUGCGUUUGAAACAUUGGAGGGUGUGUGUUAGAAAAGUGUGUGGGAAAUAAAAAGAGCCAAACGCGGCCAAACUUUCAAAUUAACGUCACUAGUCCAUCCGUCGCACAUCGGCACACGACUUACGGCCUGAUGUUGGGAUCGGUUCAAUGUUUACACAGAGCAGUGACUAAUAACUAGAUUAGCCGCGUGCUAAACUUACGCUGCCUGCCGUACGUUUACUGAGAUCUACUUCACGUGUGCUGCCUGACCGCUCUACGUCAUGGAAUAGAUUUUAUAUGUUUUUAAGAUAUGGUCAAUCGAAUUAUUGCACAUUAUUUCUGACUUCUGUACUUUAGAUGCAGCAGCGACGCGUACGAGCACGUCGCUGCUGCGCAGAGCGUUUGUAUACCGCGCGUCACCACGGCGAGUGUAGAUCACGCACAUCCUUCAUACGGUUUGUUCAUUUCCGUAAGGCGAAAAAUUCAAGCAGACAGGAAUUUGGGACAUCAUCACCAUGGUAACAGUGCAUGACGUCAUCAGUGAUCUCACGUGCUAAGCUGCGGUCGCAUUCAUCGUCGCUCGGCGCAAUUUCGCAGUCACAGAGUGAAAAAGUUCCCUCGCUGACCAACAGAAAGCUACGUGUGCCUAUUUCCAGCAGCUAAGAAAAAAAUCAUGUUUAAGUUAAAAAUCACACUUAAGUCAUUUGACUUUAAAAGUUAAAAUUAUGGGAUGAAUAUAUGACUUUAAAUGACUUUAAAAGUUGAAAUUAUUAGUUAAAAAAAAACAAAAAACAGUUAUGAUAUACCAAGUCACAAUUAAGAGAUAAAACAUCAAAAUGAUGAGAUUAAAAUUCAGAAUUAUGAGAUAAAAAGUCAAAAUUAUGACAUAAGUCAAAACUGACGUAUAUAUGUCAUAAUUUCAGCUUUUUAUAUCAUAAAUAUGACUUACGUCAUAUUUUAAACUCUUAUCUCAUAAUUGACUUGGUGUAAAUUCAAGCUGUACUGUCAUAAUUUCAACUUUUAAUCUCAUAAAUAAGAUUAGCAUGUCAUAAUUCUGACUUUUAAAGUUACGUCAUAAUUUCAACUUUGUCUCUCAUAUUUGACUUAGUAUGUCAAUUUUGACAUUUAAAGUUAGAAUUUUGAGAUUUUUCAUCUCAUUAUGGCUUUAUAAUUUCAAUUUAAAGACAUAAAUUCAAGUUUUAUUAUAACUAUGACUCUGUAUGUCACAAUUUAGAUUUUUUUUUAUCUCAUAAUUGACUCAGUAGGUCAAUUUUGACAUUUAAGGCAAUAAUUAUGACUUUAAUAUCAUAAUUUUGACUUUUUAUCUUACAAAAUGUUUAAUAUAAAUAAAUGUUUAAAGCAUAAUUAUGCUUUGUCAUAAUUUUGACUUUUUAUCUCAUAAGACUAAGUACGUCAUAAUUUCGACUUUUUAUCUAAUAAAUAAAACAUAGUAUAUCAAAAUUUUGACUUUUUGUCUCAUAAGACUUAUGUCAGAACUUUGACUUUUGAAGUCAUAAUUUCAACUUUUUAUCUAAUUAAUAAAACAUAGUAUAUACAUUUUUGACUUUUAAAGUUGUAAUUUCAACUUUUUAUCUCAUAAAUAAAACAGUAUAUCAAAAUUUUGACUUUUUAUCUCAUAAGACUUAGUAUGUCAAAACUUUGACUUUUAAAGCCGUAAUUGUGACUUUUUAUCUCAUAAUUAUGAUUUAUGUCAUAAUUUCGACUUUUUAUCUAAUAAAUAAAGCAGUAUAUCAUAAUUUAGACUUUUAAACUCGUAAUUUCCACUUUAUCUCAUAUUUAUGACUUGUCAUAAAUUUGACUUUUUAUCUCAUAAUUAACUUCUUGUGUCAACUUUGACUUUUAAAAUCAUAAUUUUAACUUCAUCUCAUAAUUAUAACUGUUUACGUGAUAAUUAUGACUUCAAAUCAUAAUUUCAACUUAUAAAGUCAUACGUUUUUAUCUCACAAUUUCAUCUCAUAAUUAUGACUUUAAGUUUAAAUUCCAGUUUUAUCUCAUAAUUAUGAUGCUGUAUGUAAGUCAUAAUGUCAUUAUUUUCGACUUUUCAAAGCAUGAUUUGUUUUUGUUGCGUGGUGGAAAUGGGCUUCCAAAGAAAGCUGACUGGUUUGACAUUGGUGUUUUUUGCCUGCGAAAUCUCACAAAUGUGACCGCACCUUUACACCUUUACAACUUCAAUCAAGCCUACGCGCUUCGGACAAUAUCAACGAUGACAAACACGUGCUUACACAAACAAUGGCAACGACAAACACACCUGUGCUACGAGAACCUCAUUCGAGAGCUUUCCACUCACUCACUCACACACACUGACGGCACCGUUGAGCUCUUUGUUCCCGUCUGUGUUCCUCUCCAAACCGAUAACGCGACACGCUCGUCAUGUUGAGUUCUCGCCGGAUGACCUCUAUAGCUCACAGACUCAUCCCGGUUUCUCAUCUGUCCUUCAUAGUGAGACGGUGUCUUAUUCUUUCUUCACUCUCUGUAAAAACACUGCUCAGAAACUAGAUGUAUCUUAUUAAAUAUCCUGAAUAUACUGUUAUAUAUUGCCUGACAUGAAAAUUGUGAAACUUAUAUUCGAAAAACAAAUGAUUAUCAUUAUAAAUGAAAAAUGGAAACAGGAAAUAAAAACAUUUUGUGUUUAACAAAACA
Molecule: messenger RNA, 5216 nt
Organism: Labeo rohita (rohu)
Lineage: Eukaryota; Metazoa; Chordata; Actinopteri; Cypriniformes; Cyprinidae
Gene: atp1b2a
Product: ATPase Na+/K+ transporting subunit beta 2a
Exons: 7
Coding region: 199-1071 (290 amino acids)
Biological process (GO): intracellular sodium ion homeostasis; sodium ion export across plasma membrane; potassium ion import across plasma membrane
Cellular component (GO): sodium:potassium-exchanging ATPase complex
Molecular function (GO): ATPase activator activity
Source: RefSeq, a predicted model, not a curated record